UAGGCUUGGCACGCAAGCGGAGGAGGCAUCCGAGGAAUUUGCUUCCCGCGGAGCGCGUCGCACGGUCCGUGGGCUGAGGGUCUCUCCGCUUCUCCUGCAUGGGGCUCGGCAGGACCGAGUCGCCCGCGGCCGAGUGAUGGCCCAGCCUUUGCUCAGGAAAACUUUCUCCCGGCUGAGGGGCAAGGAGCGCCUGCGGAGCAAAAAGGCGGCGGCCGCGCCGCAGAACGAACCAGAUCCUCCAUUGGAGCUACCAGAUGACUUACAGCUAUCUUCUGAGCCUAAACCAGUGGAUACUGCUGAGUUGGAUGAAGGAUGCCAGAAAAGUGCUACCAUCGCUGUGUCACGGAAACAAAACUGGCCGAAGUUCACCUGGAGCAGCCAAGAGGACUCUCAUAACAGGAGGCUGUGCCAGAGCUCUUCCCAUAUGCCACAGGCCCCUGCAGGCAUUGGGCCAGUGGCAAGUGGACCCAAGAAAGCUACUGAAUUGCUGGUCAGCUGCACAGAGACAUGUAGCACCAGCCUCAGCACCAAGUGCAGCAGCCAAGGUGCUUACCUACAGACCCUGGAGAAAAGUAGCCGCCAAUGGGUGCUCUCUGCAGGGAAGACUCAGGGGGUAGAAGAGGCAGCUUCCAGCUCUGCCACUGAGGUGGAAGAAUUCAACAUGCAUGGCAAGACCCAAGGAGAGAUCUGGUACAACCCCAUUCCAGAGGAUGAGGACCUGCAGCUCCCCUGCCUUGAAAGGAAGUGGGGUGGUGGUUCUGAGAAUAGGAACAAGAAGAGGAACCCAAGAGACGUUAGAGUCCCACAUGAAUGUACAGAUGUUGGCAGCUCACAGAAGACAGUCAGUGACGUCAUGCAGAUUUCACCAAUCCAAGCGAGGCCUACUAAGCAAGUGGAGAGGCUGGGCAGCCACCAGUCUGAGACUUGUGGAAAGGUGUCUGUCACAACUGUGGAUCCUGAGGAAAGUUCAGCCAGCGCCACCUUGAUGGCCCAGAACACCAAUGCCAAUAAAAAGAGCCAUUCUUUCAGCAAGGCCAAGUCCCCAGGCCCAGUGCGAAGUCUCUCCAUGAAGAUGAAGAAAUUGCCAGAGCUGAGGCGGAAGCUAAGCCUGCGCAGCUCUCGUCCUCGAGGGCCAGAGGGGAGCUCCUCCCCCAAGGAGUCAGGCAACGUCAUCAGCCGCUACCAUCUUGACAGUAGUGUGGCAUCUCAGCGACCUGUGACCUGGGGCAAGGCUGCCAGCAGUGGGGGCUAUUUGAGUGACGGUGAUUCCCCAGAGCUUCUGGCCAAGGCAGAGGCAUGCCUUGGCCUUGAAGGGUCUUCGUUCCGGCUGUACAGUUUUGCUGAACAGCCCGACUGUCUGCAGCAUCUCUCUGGUCUUGUCAGCAUCCACCUGCUGGGGAUACAGGACUUCAGACCUCCCAAAGCUGAAACCAAAGAGCUCUUCUGCAUUCUUCAAGUAGACUCUGUUAACAAGGCCCGCACAGCCCUCCUGCCUUGCCAGGCUGCUGUCCUCACUCUCAACCAUUCUUUCCAGCUGGAGCUAGAGGAUGCCCAACUUCUCAAAAUGGUGGUCUUCUCGUGUGAACCUACUGUGGGCAAGAACCGAGUUUGCUGCCAUGGCACGAUCAUUCUGCCCCAGGUUUUUCAAGGUUGUAGGACCCAGCAGUUGGCCCUGCAGCUGGAGCCUCAGGGGCUUCUUUACAUCAAACUCACCCUGGUGGAACAGUGGGAUCCAGCUAACUCUGAACAGGAACCGCAGGUCUUUGGAGUGAAAUUGAGUCAGCUGGUGGAAAGGGAAGGUGCUGCCAUCAAGGUGCCACUGCUGAUCCAGAAAUGUGUAACCCAGAUUGAGAAACGAGGAUUGAAGGUGGUGGGCCUGUAUCGCUUGUGUGGCUCAGCAGCAGUGAAGAAGGAAUUACGUGAUGCCUUUGAGAGGGACAGUACUGCUGUUGUUCUCUCUGAAGAUCUCUACCCAGACAUCAAUGUGAUUACAGGGAUCUUGAAGGACUAUUUGCGUGAGCUACCCACUCCUCUUAUCACUGACCCCCUCUAUCAGGUGGUACUGGAAGCCAUGUCCAAUCGGACAGGGGGGCUGGAAGUGAAGGAGACAACAGCUCUUCUGGACUGCCUACCAGAGGCUGAGAAGGCCACUUUGACGAUGCUGCUGGAUCACCUUAGUUCGGUUGCUGCUUUCCAUACCUUCAAUCGUAUGAAUGCCCAGAACCUUGCUGUGUGCUUUGGACCUGUGCUGCUGAGCCAAGGGGCAGGGGGAACUGUCAUCCGCAGACCUGGCCAGCAGCAUGGCACCAUUGCCAGCACCAUGGACUUUAAACAUCAUAUUGAAGUGUUGCAUUAUCUGCUACAGUCGUGGCCAGCUCCAUAUAGGAAGAUGGAAGAUGGGGAACGUACCUUUCCAAACAAGCAGCCAUGUCACCAGUGCCACCCUCCCCUGGAUCUGCCCCUGUCAAACACCACUGUCAUGGCCCGAAGCCGCCCACGAGGGUUGGAAAGUCCUCCAAGCAAUCGUUACGCUGGAGACUGGAGUGUGUGUGGACAGCAGUACCUGGGAACCACCAAGCCAGGCAGUGAGGCUGACUAUGAUGAGGUCGCAGGCAGUGGGAGUGACAAGGAAGAGGAAAAUGAGGAGGGGGCUUUGAGGAAAGGACUGGCACUCCAUAGCCAAACAGUCUACAUGGGUGAUUUUGCCCUGGUGGAGGAUCCAGAGGCUCCCUUUAGCCCGAGGCUCAAUCUGAAGGACUUUGAUGCUCUCAUCUUGGACCUUGAGCGAGAACUCUCCAAGCAAAUCAAUGUCUGCCUAUGAACUAUUCUCUUCAUAACAUUGUGAGCCUUCUGGAGUUGCCUCAGCAGGUUCUUUCUUCUGACUUACAACCUAUGUCAGUAUUAUUUCUGCUCAUGGAUUUCAACCCAAGUGGGCACUCUCUUUUGGCCUUUGCCAGCGUUGAAGAGCCAGCUUGAAAGGGCAUAGUUGCUGGGGCUCUCCCCUCUUCAGUUUUAUAUGUGAACUGGGCACAGAGGAGAGGCAUGAGCUCUCAACCAGCACCUUGUUCAUACAUUUCAAUGCAAUCUUCCUCAACUUGGAACCUUCCAGAAGUGUUGGACCUCAGUUCCCAUAUUUCUCAGCCACCAUGGCCAAUUCACCUGGGGGGCACCAGGCUGGGAAAGGCGGCUUUAAAUGCUUCCAAGGAAGAGAGGAUUUAUUCAUGGUUUUAUUUUAUUUUCUUGAAAAGACAAAAUUGAAAAAGUAAUGUUUAUGUACAUGCUUUCCUAAUCAUUCAGAGCACUUUACCCAUCCUUGAAGGUAGGUCAACAUUAUUACCCUCCACCAUUAUCUGGAGUCCAGACUGAAACAUGGUAGCUUGCCAAAGACUGAGCUGAGCUGUGGUUGGGACCAGGGGCUUAUUCCUCUUUGUGCUCUGGGCUGGCU
Messenger RNA from Candoia aspera, 3445 nucleotides. RefSeq names its product synapse defective Rho GTPase homolog 1 (gene SYDE1). Lineage: Eukaryota; Metazoa; Chordata; Lepidosauria; Squamata; Candoiidae. Gene Ontology annotation, molecular function: GTPase activator activity. Gene Ontology annotation, biological process: cell migration; regulation of Ras protein signal transduction; signal transduction. Gene Ontology annotation, cellular component: synaptic membrane. Bases 137 to 2821 code for a protein of 894 amino acids. The record is from RefSeq and is a predicted model, not a curated record. The transcript is spliced from 8 exons.